Messenger RNA from Zalophus californianus (California sea lion), 4629 nucleotides. RefSeq names its product contactin 2 (gene CNTN2). Gene Ontology annotation, molecular function: protein binding. NCBI's taxonomy places the organism in Eukaryota, Metazoa, Chordata, Mammalia, Carnivora, Otariidae. The transcript has 23 exons. The record is from RefSeq and is a predicted model, not a curated record. The coding region runs from base 278 to 3400 and encodes 1040 amino acids.
CCCGCCACCGCCACCGCCGCCGCCGCCGCCGCCACCGCGGCCGCCCCUGCCACCCCAGGACCGCGGCCCGCCGCCGAGGGGAGCAGGGGAGGAGAGAAGGGCGGCCCCGGGGGCCAGCGGCCGGGCUGGCUCCGGCUCACCGCCUCGGGCAGCGUUCACCUGCCCCAGCCAACACCCUUCUUUCUCCCCAGGUCCUUCUCAGCCUCCAGCUGGACUCUCCCCGCGCUGGGCUGAGCCUCCUCUCCUCUGCCCCCCAUUGCCGCCCAGGACACCCACCAUGGGGAUACCCACCAGGAGGAAGUCACACCUGCUGCUGCUGGUCGCUGUGGUCCUUGUCUCCUCUCCAGCUCAGAGUUCAGCCCGGGGAUCCCCGGCCACCUUUGGGCCAGUCUUUGAAGAUCAGCCCCUCGGUCUGCUAUUCCCAGAGGAGUCCACGGAGGAGAAGGUGACGCUGGCUUGCCGGGCCCGGGCCAGCCCUCCAGCCACCUAUAGGUGGAAGAUGAACGGCACCGAGAUGAAGCUGGAGCCAGACUCCCGCCACCAGCUGGUGGGGGGUAACCUGGUCAUCAUGAACCCCACCAAGGCCCAGGACGCCGGCGUCUACCAGUGCCUAGCCUCCAACGCAGUGGGCACCGUCGUCAGCAGGGAGGCUGUUCUCCGCUUCGGCUUUCUGCAGGAGUUCUCGAAGGAGGAGCGAGACCCGGUGAAAACCCACGAAGGCUGGGGGGUGAUGCUGCCCUGUAACCCGCCCGCGCACUACCCAGGCCUGUCCUACCGCUGGCUCCUCAAUGAGUUCCCCAACUUCAUCCCGACGGACGGGCGUCACUUCGUGUCCCAGACCACGGGGAACCUGUACAUCGCCCGGACCAAUGCCUCAGACCUGGGCAACUACUCCUGCCUGGCCACCAGCCACAUGGACUUCUCCACCAAGAGUGUCUUCAGCAAGUUCGCUCAGCUCAACCUGGCUGCUGAAGAUACCAGGCUCUUCGCACCCAGCAUCAAGGCUCGGUUCCCAGCAGAGACCUAUGCGCUGGUAGGGCAGCAGGUCACCCUGGAGUGCUUCGCCUUCGGGAACCCCGUCCCCCAGAUCAAGUGGCGCAAAGUGGACGGCUCCUUGUCCCCCCAGUGGGCCACCGCUGAGCCCACCCUGCAGAUCCCCAGCGUCAGCUUCGAGGACGAAGGCACCUAUGAGUGUGAGGCGGAGAACUCCAAGGGCCGCGACACCGUCCAGGGCCGCAUCAUCGUGCAGGCUCAGCCCGAGUGGCUGAAGGUGAUCUCAGACAUGGAGGCUGACAUAGGUUCCAACCUGCGUUGGGGCUGUGCAGCGGCCGGCAAACCCCGGCCCACGGUGCGCUGGCUGCGGAACGGGGAGCCUCUGGCCUCCCAGUCCCGUGUCGAGGUGCUGGCUGGGGACCUGCGCUUCUCCAAGCUGAGCCUGGAGGACUCGGGCAUGUACCAGUGUGUGGCAGAGAACAAGCACGGCACCAUCUAUGCCAGUGCCGAGCUGGCUGUGCAAGCCCUGGCCCCCGACUUCAGGCUGAACCCUGUAAAGCGUCUGAUCCCUGCAGCCCGCGGGGGAGAGAUUGCUAUCCCCUGUCAGCCCCGGGCGGCUCCGAAGGCCGUGGUACUCUGGAGCAAAGGCACUGAGAUUUUGGUCAACAGCAGCAGAGUGACUGUAACUCCGGAAGGCACCUUGAUCAUAAGAAACAUCAGUCGGUCAGAUGAAGGCAAAUACACCUGCUUUGCUGAGAACUUCAUGGGGAAAGCCAACAGCACGGGCAUCCUAUCUGUGCGAGAUGCAACCAAGAUCACUCUAGCCCCCUCGAGUGCGGACAUCAACUUGGGAGAUAGCCUGACCCUGCAAUGCCACGCCUCCCAUGACCCCACCAUGGAUCUCACCUUCAUCUGGACCCUGGAUGACUUCCCCAUAGACCUUGAUAAGCCUGGGGGUCACUACCGGAGAGCCAGCACGAAGGAGACAGUUGGGGAUCUGACCAUCCUGAAUGCGCAGCUGCGUCACGGCGGGAAGUACACGUGCAUGGCCCAAACGGUGGUGGACAGUGCGUCCAAGGAGGCCACAGUCCUGGUCCGAGGUCCACCAGGUCCCCCAGGAGGCGUGGUGGUGAGGAACAUUGGCGACACCACCGUCCAGCUCAGCUGGAGCCGAGGUUUCGACAACCACAGCCCCAUUGCCAAGUACACCCUGCAAGCCCGCACUCCACCUGCAGGGAAGUGGAAGCAGGUUCGCACCAAUCCCGCCAACAUCGAGGGCAACGCCGAGACCGCCCAGGUGCUGGGCCUCACACCCUGGAUGGACUAUGAGUUCCGGGUCUUAGCCAGCAACAUCCUGGGCACCGGGGAGCCCAGUGGGCCCUCUAGCAAAAUCCGGACCAAGGAAGCAGCCCCCUCGGUGGCACCCUCAGGACUCAGCGGAGGGGGUGGAGCCCCCGGAGAGCUCAUCGUCAACUGGACGCCCAUGUCGCGGGAGUACCAGAACGGAGACGGCUUCGGCUACCUGCUGUCCUUCCGCAGGCAGGGCAGCGACCGCUGGCAAACCGCCCGGGUGCCCGGCGCCCACACCCAGCACUUCGUCUACAGCAACGACAGCGUCCGGCCCUACACGCCCUUCGAGGUCAAGAUCCGCAGCUACAACCGCCGCGGGGAAGGGCCCGAGAGCCUCCUGGCGCUGGUGUACUCCGCCGAGGAAGAGCCCAGGGUGGCCCCUACCAAGGUCUGGGCCAAGGGGGUGUCAUCUUCAGAGAUGAACGUGACCUGGGAACCGGUGCAGCAGGACAUGAAUGGCAUCCUCUUGGGGUAUGAGCUCCGCUACUGGAAGGCUGGCGACAAAGAAGCAGCCGCUGACCGAGUGAGGACAGCCGGGCUGGACACCAGUGCCCUAGUCACUGGCCUGCACCCCAACACCAAGUACCACGUGACCGUGCGGGCCUACAACCGGGCAGGCACUGGGCCCGCCAGUCCUUCUGCCGAUGCCACCACCAUGAAGCCCCCCCCACAGCGCCCUCCUGGCAACAUCUCCUGGACUUUCUCAAGCUCCAGUCUUAGUAUCAAGUGGGAUCCUGUGGUUCCUCUCCGUAAUGAGUCUGCAGUCACAGGCUAUAAGAUGCUGUACCAGAAUGACUUACACCCGACUCCCACGCUCCACCUCACCAGCAGGAACUGGAUAGACAUUGCCGUUCCGGAAGACAUCGGCCAUGCCCUGGUGCAGAUUCGGACCACAGGACCUGGAGGGGACGGGACCCCAGCAGAAGUCCACAUUGUGAGGAAUGGAGGCACAAGCAUGAUGGUGGAGAACUCUGCAAUCAGCCCGGCCCCACAUCCUGGCACCAUUCUCUCCUCAUUGGUGGCAAUGCUGGUCCUCGAAGGCUACCUGGAGCUCUGAUCUUGGCAUCCCUCCCUCUCUGCCACAGCCGGACCCCCGCCUCUGAUGGACACAGCCAGCUGGCCCUGGCCCCUUCCUGAUGCCAAGGUGGCCCAACACUGGGCCUGAGAAUGGCUGGCUUUCAGUACCUAUCUUAAACAGUGCCCUUUUUUGUAGGAGGUAGGAUAUUUCAUAUUCUGCCACAGGAUAGAACCCGUGCAAGGAUUUUUUUUUUUUUCUUUAAAUCAAAAGACACCAGGCAGUAACUUCCAUGAUGAUACUGAACCCUAUGCCUGGGCCCUCUCGGGCGCCUGGACGGAAGGAACAGGCCCAUGGGAAGAAGGGGGUUUGAAACACGUAUCGGCACAUCGGGGGAGAUGGCGCUCUGGUCCUGCAGACGCACUCCACCCCCUUGGAGCAGAGUGCCUGGCCCAGUGGGAACACUGGACACCAAUGGGCUGCAGUAGGAUGAAGCAUAAACAUCAACGUCCCUCAGUCUAAGGAUAGAGCCAGACCCAGGACCAAGAACUCCCCUACUUUCCCCAGGGGCCACAGAGCUGGCCCCUGAUAUUAUCCUUGAUGCCCCCUAGAGGCCCCUGCCACCUACCCAGGUGGCUGAAAACCAGUGCGCCAGAGUCCGAGGCCAGGAGCCUGAGUCCCUGCAGCUUUGGUGGAUGAUACUCCAGACUGCCGAGGGUGGGAGCUCAAAGGGGUUGAGAGGCUGGGACACCGGGUAGAAAGGGGCACCAGACUUGGCCUGAGGCACGGUCCCAAGGCAGGUGACGCUGCUGUCUUAGCCAACACUGCCAAUCUGACCCUGUCACCCCCAGAGUGACAGAAGCCACCACCAGUGGCUGAGUGACUAAAGGGCUCAUCUUGGGGAGGUCCCCCACCCCACCAAGACCCAUCCUGCACGGCUCCUCCAGGGUGUGGGCAGGAGACAGGAGACCGGGCUCAUGUGCCCACCCCCUGCCUCCCGCUCUGCCUGCAGGCCCCGGGCCGCGGCUCUCCGGCACCGACUCUCGCAAGCCUGGGGACAGGGAGGCGGCCUCAGUUCUGUGCGUUCUGCAGUCGGGAGUCUUCCGAGAAGGGCCAGGGAUACCUGUGGCCCUGCCUGCUCCCAGGAAUGCCCUGGGCCACCGAGCCAGACCUGUCGCCCAGGCCACCUCCGACUGCUCUUUUGCAUUUCCCCAGGAGAAAAAGGCAUUAAUAAAUCAUGCGCUCUGGGUACAUUCCCAGUCACGGGACAA